CCUUUUUCACAAAAGCCAUCAACUCUCCUCUUUAUUUUUCAUACUAGCAUCUUCAAUAUUUGUUAAUCAAAAUCAAUAAUCCACUACAACUUCCGCAUAUUAAUUCUAACAUUUGGUAUCAAGAGCCACUAAUCCAAAGCCUUUUUUUUUCAAUCAUAUAUCAUCCAAAUUUCAUAUCAAUACCAACUCCACAUAUAUAUAAAUGGCCUCCCCUAACCCCAAUUCAAACACAAACACAAACAUAUUUAAUCCCCAAGUUAAUUGGGUACCUAUAUUUAAAGGGGAGAAAUUUGAUCAAUGGAGUAUGCAAAUGAAAUCAAUUUUCAUUACCCAAGAUAUAUGGGAAAUUAUUCAAGAUGGUUAUGAACAACCCAAAGAUGCCAAUGAAGAGGCUUCUUGGGAUGACACUAAAAAGUGUCAAUACAAGCAAAACAAAAGAAGGGAUCAUUAUGCCCUCUCUAUAAUAUAUCGUGGAGUAGAUGAGACGAUCCUACCAACAAUCAUGACCGCCACAACUGCAAAGGAGGCAUGGAGCACUUUGGAGACAAAAUAUCGAGGCUCGGAAAAGAUGGAAGCCCAAACAGAUGACAUAGAAUCUUCGAUCCAACACAAGCUUGAUUCCUUACGUGAAUCUCUAUCUACUCUAUGCAUAUAUAAGGUGCCUGAACACAUCCGAAAGGUAAACCGAGAAUGUUAUCAGCCUUCAAUCGUUUCCAUCGGUCCAAUCUACCAUAAAAAAUCAUCCUCAAAAUGUUCAAAAGAGCUAAAACUAAGGCACCUCAAAUGCUUUCUAGAAUUUGGCUCCCAAAUCUAUGGAGACGAUCAAGCUUAUACACUAGGAGAAUACAUAGACAUCAUCAAACAUUGGGAGGAUGAAGCUUGAUCUUACUACGGAGAUAAGAUAAGUCUUUCGAGCAAUGAGUUUAUAGAGAUGAUGAUGGUCGAUUCUGCUUUUAUCAUCUGUUAUAUUAUGUUCUAUAGUGACCGUCAUUUUUCACUACGGAUGAAUCCUAUGGAAAAAAAGACGGCAUGGAUGGUGAAAGUAGAACAAGAUUUGUUCUUAGAAGAUAAUCAACUUCCUUUCUUUGUCAUCAAUAAGCUGUAUGGCAUAGCAUUUGGUAGAGCUUAUACUGAUAUUUCGUUUAAGGAUCUUACCUGUAAUUUCAUAAGCCAAACUUAUAUUCCUGGUAGAGAAGCUGCCCGUAUAGUUGGUCGAGAGAAAGUUAGCGAUGCAUCACAUAUUAAACAUUUGGUUGAUUUUCUAAGGAUCUGUUGCUUACCUCCUGAACGUAAUCUGGGUAAUUCUAUAGUGGUUGACCAAAACCAAGAAAUCGUCAUAACCCAACAGAGGAUGUGUUGCUUACCGCCAAAACACAAGAAUCAAAACCCAGAUGAUUUAGAUCAUAGUGAAGAUUCUGAUCAGUUUCCUCCAAGUGCGAAAGAGUUGAAAGCUGCAGGAAUAAAAUUUAAGGCAACAGAUGGUAAGAAUUUGCUUGAUAUAAAGUAUGAAAAUGGGGUUUUACAGAUUCCAACACUGACAAUCCAAGACACAACAGAAUCUAUUCUUCGUAGUCUGAUAUUUUUCGAACAGUGCCACCAUUUUUCAGAUUCUUACUUUACAGAUUAUGUCUUCUUCCUAGAUGCAUUGAUUGAUACUCCAGAAGAUGUUCAAAUACUUGUUCAGCAUGGAAUAAUUAAGCAUUGGCUUGGUAGUGAUGAUGAGGUUGCAACAAUGGUGAAUAGAAUGACCAGAUAUAUAACGAUAUACACUCCUAAUUUCUAUUAUUCCCAAAUUUCUCGGAAGCUCAAUAAACAUGCUGGUACUAGGUGGAAUAAAUGGCGGGCUAUACUCAAAAGAGAUUACUUCAAUCAUCCGUGGUCUGUUGUUUCUGUUAUUUAUUUGGUGUUACUUCUUAUUCUUACUGUGUUACAGGUUUAUACUGGUUUUAGAGGGCUAGGGUAGAAAUUUUUUGGAAAGGACUCAAAUUGACCUCAAAGUUUUUUUGGAAUUAGAUUGAAAUAAAAUGGUCCAAUUUAAAAUCCAUUCGAUCGACCGUUUUGACAAACUUGGAUUCGAUCAAGACUUGUAUUUUGAUCAUUAUUUUAGCUCUAAGACUACUUACUUUGUUAUUUGUUUUUCAA
Amaranthus tricolor (Joseph's coat) is the source of this 2142-nucleotide messenger RNA. Its product is annotated as putative UPF0481 protein At3g02645. Bases 932 to 1963 code for a protein of 343 amino acids. The record is from RefSeq and is a predicted model, not a curated record. The transcript has 2 exons. Lineage: Eukaryota; Viridiplantae; Streptophyta; Magnoliopsida; Caryophyllales; Amaranthaceae.